AAACUAUGGUUUUAAUAUAGCUGAAGAUUGGCAAAAUAUUAAAGAUAGCUAAUUUUUAUUGUGUACCUCUAGGUAUUAUGUUGAUGGGCCACUAAUGCUUGGAUGGGUAAUAAAGACAUACAUAAUCACAUAAUCCAUAAAUUGUUAUUUCUUCUGUAAAUGUUUUUCUUGUCUUCAUUUCAGAAGAAUGACUAAUGAAGAUUUUCACGCAAUUGCAUUCUUUUGACAGUAGUACCAAAUUAGACAAACUUUCCUGAGUCAGUAUACUUUCAGAUAGUUUUUAGUUAUUUCAAUCGGGAGAAAUUUGACUCUGCUGAGAGUGGUAACGAAUUAUGAAUAAAUUCUUAAAGCUUUAUAUGUAGAACUGAACCAUGACUGUUGAUAGCAUGUUUAAACCCUGUAGAAAGGGUGCAUAUGAAAAAUUAUCAUGAUUGCAGAAAACAUUACACAAUAUUUUAAUUAUAUAAAAUAAUGUUAUUAUUUCACCAUUAUCAUCGUUUCUUACAUUUAGAUCCAUAUAGGAUUUCUUACGUUUUUCUUUUACGUUGCUGGGGUAUUAUCAAGAAAACUGAAAACUGCGGUAGGUUCCUCACUUUGUUUGAAUCUCUCUCUUCAGGACAAUCUACACCCUGAUCUACCAUUGCUCUUUGAAUGCUGCCUAUUAUUUUACUUAACUCUUUUAAUGCAUCUCAUGUGUUAACCUGUCUAAAAUAAGUCAAACUGCUUUAACAGCACUCAUGGGGUUACCAACAUUGUAUCUGAGGGUAGUCACAGGUCAAAUUCAAAAUGCUUCAAGAUGUUCCAUCUUUAGACAUCUCCAGAAACAAAAACAAGAACAACCCAGUACGUCAUCUUUGAAAUGAUCCAACGAAUCGAAUGCCGUUGCUCUAAGCACAGUGGAGGUCAUCGAAAUCCAGCUGCUUGCUAAUUGCUUGCUAAUUUCUGGGGCCCCUCUUGCCCAGGUCUAAGAGUGGUUCUGGUUUCCAUUAGUGCUAAAAUGCCUUCUAUAUCCUUACUUCUCAAUUAGCCGAAGGAGCAAGUCCCAGACCCCCAGCCUGCUGCAACUUGGCAACAUUCCUACAAAUGUGGCUUGACAAACCAAGAAUAAAUUCUGGUCUCUCAGGAACAGAGACGAAACAUCCCUCGGCCUAGGGAAAGGUCACAGAGGGCCCCGUAACGCAACAGCAUGUGAAACGAUGCGGGCUGGUGGCACAAGCAGACCUUCUCCCGCGUGGAGCAAAACCCUCAAAUCUUUGGGGGAAGGAGGGCGGCCACCCUGUCGUCCCCAAAGCACAGGUGAAGGCCCGCUGCGGCUGGGGCGAGGGACUCCAGCUGGGAGGAUUGGGGCUCACAGGCAAAGCCAGGCCGGCUUCAGAGUCCGGGCCCCUGACCCCAGGGAAAGGUGCCUCUCACACACCGGAGGCUCCAGGAGUGGGGCGGGCAUUUCGGGUCUAGGGCACGGCGUGUCAGAGGCCACGGGCGGGAACAGAGGGAAGUAGGUGUGGCUGGUGCCUGGGGGCGAGGGGCAGCGGAGAGGCCCGGGAGGCUAAAGGAGAACGCGGCGCAGACCCGAGGGGCGCCGCAGGCGACGUGGGCUUUGGAGGAGCAAAGACAGGUCCUGAGACCUGGUUGGGCCGACACACCCCCUCCUGCGUGCGGGGGCAGAUGUCCCGGUGGGGCAGAGUGGCAGCCUAGUCCGCGGCACGGGAGAGCGGGUGGGAGACUGGAGGCGCCCUCGCGCCCCUCAGCUAUCCGGGAGCCUCGCGCCGGCGACCUCCACCCUGUCGAACCCGGUGGAACACUCAGAAAGAAGCUGAGCGCCUCGCAGCGGCGAGGACAGCAGGCCAGGCCCGCGCACGGCCAGACGCGACGCCCCUCAGCACGGAGCCCAGCCUCGCGGACUGCCCCGAAGCUCAGAACCAGAACCCUCGAAGGGGACUGCGGCGACCGGAAAGGCAAGGCGGAGGCGGAAAUCCACCGCGAGGUCCCGCCCCCCGCUCCGCGCCUGCGUCUGCGACUACACCGGGGUUGGCCGGGCCGCCGUGGGGCGGGGCCGCCCAGGCGCCUUGGACGCGGAGCGGUGCGACGCGGGCGGCGAUGGCGUCCCGUGCAGAGUGCCGUCCUCUGGGAGUGUUUGAGUGUGAACUCUGUACCUUGACAGCUCCGUACAUCUAUGUGGGACAGAAGCCCCCCAACACCCAGUCGAUGGUCCUCCUGGAGGAAAGCUAUGUCAUGAAGGAUCCCUUCACCUCCGACAAGGACAGAUUCCUGGUCCUCGGCUCGCGCUGCAGUUUGUGCAGCAGGCUGGUGUGUGUGGGCCCGGAAUGCAGUUUAUUCUACUCCAAGAGAUUCUGCCUCCCUUGUGUCCGGGAGAACAUCAGUGCUUUUCCUCAGGAAAUUCGGCAAGACUUGGAGAAAAGGAAAGCUCCGUCAAAGAGGACCCCCAGCCAGCCCGGUUCUCGGACGUGAGUGCAACUAGGGCUAGGUCAUCGGGCAGCACCCUGCACACAGCUCCUGGGCCAGCCUGCGCCAGGGAUGCUUCUGAGCUGGGAGCCACCAUGCCUGGCCUUGUUUCUGGACCACUGGGAGCAGCACUGCAGCCCAGGGGAGCUGGAGUCCAGCUUGGAGCAGCCACAGGCCCAGGGAGCUGUAGCAAGAAGGUAGCCCAAAGGCAGAUGCCAGACAAGACACAGCCAGGAACCCGGCCAGGUGCCCCCACAUGCCCCUCAGGGCCCAGGCCUGAGUGAGUGCUGCUCAGAUGUGACUGAGAGGGAUGACCUCCUUCAGCGGGGCAGCUCCUAAGAGGCUGUGUGCAGGUGCGUGUGGGGGGAGAUGCCACACUGUGUUGGGGCCAUGGUACACUGUAGGUGGCUGCAAUGGUCUCUCUGUAAGGAAAAUCACUGACAGCAGCUGCCUUCUGGAGCCAGACUGGAAGGUCUACAGGGGGAUAGAAUUUUUAUUUCAUAUCCUUAUGUGGUGCUUGGAAAAUGUUUUUAACCUUGACCAUGUAUUAUGUUUAUAAUUAAAAACCCAAAGAACCAGCUCAUGUUUGGAAAAGGAAUCUUCCACUGAAACAUUUGGAUACCCGACGUUCUCCCAGGACACUUGGCCCGGCAAUGCUUGGGGUCUCCUGGGAAGCUGAGUGCUGGCUUCUAGCCUCUCCAGUUCCCUCAGGCUCUGGCUUCAGCUCGGGCCCCUCCGUUCUGUCUCCCUCGACUCCAAGUCAGGAAUGCCGUGGGCUUCCUUUCCUCACCCCACACCUCAAGACCAUCCCGCUGCCUGCCUGCUUGCUCCCUGCCAUCUCGAACUCAGCCCUGGGUGCCUGCGAAGCCUGGCCCCACUGCCUGCCGGGGGUUCCUGCAGCACCCCUACUCCAGGCUCCCCAUCUCCCUGAAGCUUCCAGGGUAGCAGCUGGUGGGACACUGAUCUGUGAGCUCUGGAAUGUCUGCUUAGAAUUCUGAGAGGCAGGAACUGCUCUGUCUUUGUAACUACUCAAGGCCAACUGUCACAUGAAGGAAUGAAUAAAGUUUUUACUGACUUGUGCACUGA
Molecule: messenger RNA, 3549 nt
Organism: Pongo pygmaeus (Bornean orangutan)
Lineage: Eukaryota; Metazoa; Chordata; Mammalia; Primates; Hominidae
Gene: CDPF1
Product: cysteine rich DPF motif domain containing 1
Exons: 4
Coding region: 2098-2469 (123 amino acids)
Source: RefSeq, a predicted model, not a curated record